Molecule: messenger RNA, 975 nt
Organism: Mytilinidion resinicola
Lineage: Eukaryota; Fungi; Ascomycota; Dothideomycetes; Mytilinidiales; Mytilinidiaceae
Product: DUF427-domain-containing protein
Exons: 4
Coding region: 220-975 (251 amino acids)
Source: RefSeq, a predicted model, not a curated record
AGAUCUUCCUUUCUACCAUUGGUCGCCGUAAUUUACCCCUCCGUUCAUCACCCCUCAACCCCACGUAAGCAUCAUCGACAUCAUCGAUCCAACUCUAAACCUCCGACGCGCUUGCGGGCGUGAGGAUCCCUCUUUCUCGGAAUAUGAUAAUGGUAUGGGUUCUACACUCGCACCAGCCUCCUUGAUCCCUUUCCCCAAUAUUGUCGAACCAGCAUCAUAAUGUCCGUGCAAGACUUAGAGAAACUCGCCCAAAGACUGGCGAAAGACGGCCCCUACAAGCACGAGAGCACGCCUCGACGCGUGAGAGGGCUGUUCAACGGGGCAUACGCAUUCGACACGAUUCGCGCGCACUAUGUUUGGGAGAUUCCGAACUAUCCACAGUUUUACAUACCUAUCGAGGACUUCACUUCAGACGCCAAGCUUGAGAUAGCUAAGGAGCCAGUGCCCAAAACCGACGGCGGGGCGUCUUUGGCCGUGCUGACCGUGGGUGACAAGUCCACAGUCAAAGUAAUUUCUUUUAAGAAAGGACCUUUGGCCGGGUUGGUGAAGACAAUAUUUGGCGCCAUUGACCAGUGGUUCGAAGAAGAAACACCCAUCUACAUCCACCCCAAAGACCCUUACAAGCGCAUCUCGAUCCUGCCCUCCACCCGCCGCGUGCGUGUCGCGCUGGACGGCGUGACGCUUGCGGAGACCUCUGCGUCGAUCUUCCUCCUCGAGACUUCGCUUCGUCCGCGAUAUUAUAUACCGCCGACUAGUGUAAAUUGGCAUUUGUUGAGCAAGAGCGACACUGAAUCUGGUUGUCCGUAUAAGGGAACGGCGAAUUAUUACAAUGCGGAGGUUAAUGGAAAAGUGUACCGGGAUAUUGUGUGGUGGUAUCAGCACCCUACGAUGGAGAGCGCACCGAUUGCGGGAUAUCUUUGUUUUUAUAAUGAGCGGGUGGAUGUGCAUAUUGAUGGGAUUAAGGAGGAUAGGUAG